AUGAGCGGUCAAAUUGAGGUUCUCACUAUUUGCUUUUUAAGAAAACACAAAGCUGUGAUGAAUAUUAGAAACCUAUCUAAAGCCACUAAUUGGAAAUAUCCCAUAUUUUAUACUGGUUGUAUUCUUUUUACUUGCUCGAUUGCAUUUUCAGUAUUUAUGAGUGGCCUCUACCCAGAAGUUGCUCCGAAUUUUCGUGCUCUUCGUGAAUUUCACUAUUAUAUUUUGAACAAUUGGUUGAUUACAUUUUUCGUUCUAACCACUAUUGGGACUGCAAAAGCUACAGUAAUCGUGUCAAUUUUAGUUCUGCGAAUGUACAAAACAUUGAAUGAUAAUGCGAGCCAAAUUUCCAGUAAAACACUUGCAAAACAUAAAACUGCAUUGAAGAGCUUGAUUAUGCAGUUUAUGACCACCCCAAUUUCCUUCUUCCCAGCGUUUGUUGUUCUUCUCACAGUUUUAAUCCCAACCGAAUAUUCGCAAAAAAUUUCCUGGUGGUCCCUUAUGGUUGGUACUACUCAUUCGACUCUAAACUCUAUUGUUGUUAUCAUAACAUAUGCUGAACUUCGAAAGGCUUUGUUCUUCUGGAGAAGGAAUGCUAAAAAUGUUCAAUUGAAAUGUUUCAGGGUGUCGAUUCUAGUUUCAUCUGUAAGGCCUUCUGGAGUUCAACGAAGAUCUUAA
Messenger RNA from Caenorhabditis briggsae, 675 nucleotides. RefSeq names its product Protein CBR-SRI-27 (gene Cbr-sri-27). The transcript has 5 exons. Bases 1 to 675 code for a protein of 224 amino acids. The record is from RefSeq and is a predicted model, not a curated record. NCBI's taxonomy places the organism in Eukaryota, Metazoa, Nematoda, Chromadorea, Rhabditida, Rhabditidae.